AUGCAACAACCCUAUCCGUAUGGUCAAUAUGUAUAUCCAAACGGUGCACCAAUGCCCGUUCGAUAUAUGGUACCCUCUGGACAAACACAAGCAUCUCCACCAUUUGCUAAUCAAGCAUUUAAUCGUUAUCCUACAGUACCAGCAAACACUUAUCCUCCACAAAAUAUGACACAACCAAUACGUUAUCCACCUGUAUAUGCUCAACCCAUUAUGCGAAUGCCAUAUAAUACACCUCAACAACAACAACAACAACAACAACAACCACCACAACCGUAUUAUUAUAAUCCUUAUGCUUCUAAUCAAGAAACUCCUACAGCAUCAUCCGAUCCCAAAACACCGGCACCUAAAAAAGGUGCAAAAGAAUAUAAAGAUAAUGCAUUUACAAUUGCACCAGAUGGUACACAGAAUGAAACAAUUAAAGGUCUUGUUUCUAAUAAUGAUAUUAAUGAAUUAUUAAAACAUAAAGGUACAAAAGUUAAAGUUUCAAAGAUUUAUCGAAUUACAAAAACUAAACCUGAGAUUAAACCAGAUGAAUCAAGUGAUGAAGAUUUACCACCUGUACCAGUAGCACCGUCUCGACCACAAACAAUUCAACGACCAGUUUCACCAUCAUCGUCAUCAUCAAGCUGUAGUCACUGUUCAACAUGUAGUAAUUGUUCUUGCUCUGAAUGUCGUGAUCGAGAUCGAUCACACGGUUAUGAUGAUUGUCCAGAAUGUCGUGCUGAAUGGAAUCGUGAACAAGCUAGACGACAAAGACAUAAAUGA
Messenger RNA from Rotaria sordida, 765 nucleotides. The record is from the annotation of a GenBank genome assembly. Lineage: Eukaryota; Metazoa; Rotifera; Eurotatoria; Philodinida; Philodinidae.